Thermothelomyces thermophilus ATCC 42464 is the source of this 2521-nucleotide messenger RNA. RefSeq names its product cellobiose dehydrogenase. Gene Ontology annotation, molecular function: oxidoreductase activity, acting on CH-OH group of donors; flavin adenine dinucleotide binding. NCBI's taxonomy places the organism in Eukaryota, Fungi, Ascomycota, Sordariomycetes, Sordariales, Chaetomiaceae. The record is from RefSeq and is a predicted model, not a curated record. The transcript has 8 exons. Bases 4 to 2367 code for a protein of 787 amino acids.
ACAAUGAAGCUACUCAGCCGCGUUGGGGCGACCGCCCUAGCGGCGACGUUGUCACUGCAGCAAUGUGCAGCCCAGAUGACCGAGGGGACCUACACCGAUGAGGCUACCGGUAUCCAAUUCAAGACGUGGACCGCCUCCGAGGGCGCCCCUUUCACGUUUGGCUUGACCCUCCCCGCGGACGCGCUGGAAAAGGAUGCCACCGAGUACAUUGGUCUCCUGCGUUGCCAAAUCACCGAUCCCGCCUCGCCCAGCUGGUGCGGUAUCUCCCACGGCCAGUCCGGCCAGAUGACGCAGGCGCUGCUGCUGGUCGCCUGGGCCAGCGAGGACACCGUCUACACGUCGUUCCGCUACGCCACCGGCUACACGCUCCCCGGCCUCUACACGGGCGACGCCAAGCUGACCCAGAUCUCCUCCUCGGUCAGCGAGGACAGCUUCGAGGUGCUGUUCCGCUGCGAAAACUGCUUCUCCUGGGACCAGGAUGGCACCAAGGGCAACGUCUCGACCAGCAACGGCAACCUGGUCCUCGGCCGCGCCGCCGCGAAGGAUGGUGUGACGGGCCCCACGUGCCCGGACACGGCCGAGUUCGGUUUCCAUGAUAACGGUUUCGGACAGUGGGGUGCCGUGCUUGAGGGUGCUACUUCGGACUCGUACGAGGAGUGGGCUAAGCUGGCCACGACCACGCCCGAGACCACCUGCGAUGGCACUGGCCCCGGCGACAAGGAGUGCGUUCCGGCUCCCGAGGACACGUAUGAUUACAUCGUUGUCGGUGCCGGCGCCGGUGGUAUCACCGUCGCCGACAAGCUCAGCGAGGCCGGCCACAAGGUCCUUCUCAUCGAGAAGGGACCCCCUUCGACCGGCCUGUGGAACGGGACCAUGAAGCCCGAGUGGCUCGAGAGCACCGACCUUACCCGCUUCGACGUUCCCGGCCUGUGCAACCAGAUCUGGGUCGACUCUGCCGGCAUCGCCUGCACCGAUACCGACCAGAUGGCGGGCUGCGUUCUCGGCGGUGGCACCGCUGUCAACGCUGGUUUGUGGUGGAAGCCCCACCCCGCUGACUGGGAUGAGAACUUCCCCGAAGGGUGGAAGUCGAGCGAUCUCGCGGAUGCGACCGAGCGUGUCUUCAAGCGCAUCCCCGGCACGUCGCACCCGUCGCAGGACGGCAAGUUGUACCGCCAGGAGGGCUUCGAGGUCAUCAGCAAGGGCCUGGCCAACGCCGGCUGGAAGGAAAUCAGCGCCAACGAGGCGCCCAGCGAGAAGAACCACACCUAUGCACACACCGAGUUCAUGUUCUCGGGCGGUGAGCGUGGCGGCCCCCUGGCGACGUACCUUGCCUCGGCUGCCGAGCGCAGCAACUUCAACCUGUGGCUCAACACUGCCGUCCGGAGGGCCGUCCGCAGCGGCAGCAAGGUCACCGGCGUCGAGCUCGAGUGCCUCACGGACGGUGGCUUCAGCGGGACCGUCAACCUGAAUGAGGGCGGUGGUGUCAUCUUCUCGGCCGGCGCUUUCGGCUCGGCCAAGCUGCUCCUUCGCAGCGGUAUCGGUCCUGAGGACCAGCUCGAGAUUGUGGCGAGCUCCAAGGACGGCGAGACCUUCACUCCCAAGGACGAGUGGAUCAACCUCCCCGUCGGCCACAACCUGAUCGACCAUCUCAACACUGACCUCAUUAUCACGCACCCGGAUGUCGUUUUCUAUGACUUCUAUGCGGCCUGGGACGAGCCCAUCACGGAGGAUAAGGAGGCCUACCUGAACUCGCGGUCCGGCAUUCUCGCCCAGGCGGCGCCCAAUAUCGGCCCUAUGAUGUGGGAUCAAGUCACGCCGUCCGACGGCAUCACCCGCCAGUUCCAGUGGACAUGCCGUGUUGAGGGCGACAGCUCCAAGACCAACUCGACCCACGCCAUGACCCUCAGCCAGUACCUCGGCCGUGGCGUCGUCUCGCGCGGCCGGAUGGGCAUCACCUCCGGGCUGAGCACGACGGUGGCCGAGCACCCGUACCUGCACAACAACGGCGACCUGGAGGCGGUCAUCCAGGGGAUCCAGAACGUGGUGGACGCGCUCAGCCAGGUGGCCGACCUCGAGUGGGUGCUCCCGCCGCCCGACGGGACGGUGGCCGACUACGUCAACAGCCUGAUCGUCUCGCCGGCCAACCGCCGGGCCAACCACUGGAUGGGCACGGCCAAGCUGGGCACCGACGACGGCCGCUCGGGCGGCACCUCGGUCGUCGACCUCGACACCAAGGUGUACGGCACCGACAACCUGUUCGUCGUCGACGCGUCCGUCUUCCCCGGCAUGUCGACGGGCAACCCGUCGGCCAUGAUCGUCAUCGUGGCCGAGCAGGCGGCGCAGCGCAUCCUGGCCCUGCGGUCUUAAUUAGAGGUCUUGUUGGGCCUGACCGUCUUAAGGGGGGAAGAGGAAAAUAAAAAUGGGUUGAGGGAGACAGAUUGGUGAUUUACCGUUUUGGGAAAGGGGGAAUGAUCAUGUAACAUUCUUGAUAUGUGGACAAUUCAAGUGCAUCUUCCCCCCC